Messenger RNA from Motacilla alba alba, 3763 nucleotides. Its product is annotated as monocarboxylate transporter 2-like. The record is from RefSeq and is a predicted model, not a curated record. Gene Ontology annotation, cellular component: membrane. Gene Ontology annotation, molecular function: monocarboxylic acid transmembrane transporter activity. NCBI's taxonomy places the organism in Eukaryota, Metazoa, Chordata, Aves, Passeriformes, Motacillidae. The transcript has 7 exons. Bases 365 to 2113 code for a protein of 582 amino acids. Gene Ontology annotation, biological process: monocarboxylic acid transport; transmembrane transport.
GGUUGCUCCCGGAGGAGCCAGCAGCUGGCAUUGCUGAGGGACGGGGUCCGAGCUGGACGAGGAGCAGCCCCGUGGAAUCACCUGAAAUCAUAAGGAUUUCCACCACAUCUGAAAAGUACACAAUGAAGGAUUCACCCUGAAAAAGGUACAGCCACAUCCCUGGGUUCUCUCCAGAGGGAUUGUGACAGGGCUAACCUGCAGAAGCCAUCUCCCAAGGUGGAACACAGAGGCUGGAUGUGGCAGAGAGCAGAAAGUGGAAGCACUGACUUCAUCUGGGACUGAGGUCUGCUCCUGGACAUGGAGGCCAUAAGAGUAUUUUGAGGGACACUGGGAAGCAGGGGUUGCUCUGGAAUCUGCCCUGACCAUGUCUCCUCCAGUCCUUUCAGACCUGGGCUAUGUCCCCCCCGAUGGUGGAUGGGGCUGGGCCGUGGUGUUUGGAGCCUCCAUCUCAAUUGGGUUUGCAUUUACCUUCCCUAAAGCUUUCACAAUCUACUUUAAAGAGAUCCAGGCUUUUUUCAACAUCUCCUACAGCCAGAUUGCCUGGACAACAUCCAUCAUGUGUGCUACCACCUACGGAGGAGGGCUCCCUGGGGAGCGCGGGCCCCCGGCCAUGCCGGCCCCCGCUGAGGCAGGGCGUGCCCCGGCCCCGCCGGACGGCGGCUGGGGGUGGGCGGUGGUUUUCGGCGCCUUCGUUUCCAUCGGCUUCGCCUACGCCUUCCCCAAAGGCUUGGCCAUCUUCUUCAAAGAAAUCCAGGAUUUCUUUGGCACGUCCUAUAGCGAGGUCGCCUGGGUCUCCUCCAUCAUGCUGGCCACGACGUACGGUGCAGGUCCCAUCAGCAGCAUUUUGGUGAACCGCUAUGGUAGCCGCCCCGUGGUCAUGUUUGGGGGCCUCCUGUGUGGUGUGGGGAUGAUCUCAGCUGCCUUCUGCACCAGCAUCCUGCAGCUCUACAUCUGCGUGGGCUUCAUCACAGGAUUUGGCCUUGCUCUCAACCUUCAGCCAUCAGUGAUAAUAAUAGGGAAAUACUUCUUGAAGAGAAGACCCAUUGCCAAUGGCCUCGCCAUGGCAGGAAGCCCCGUGAUGCUUUGCACCCUGGCACCUCUCAACCAAUUCCUUUUUGACAAUUUUGGCUGGAGGGGCAGCUUUUUAAUUCUUGGGGCAAUUUUAUUAAACUGCUGUGUGGCAGGAGCUCUCUUCAGACCUAUCGGGGCAGGCACAGCACUGGGCAAAACCCAGGUGACUGAGGAAGGGAAGGAUGCUCUGAAAGGAAAGACCACUGAAGAUGGCCCCAUGGAGAACAAAACAGAAGAGGAAGGAGAAAAGGACUGCUUUGAAAAAGUCAAUCAGUACCUUGAUUUUUCCCUCUUUAAACACAGAGGGUUCUUGAUUUACCUGAUCGGAAAUGUGCUCAUGUUCCUGGGGUUCUUUGCCCCUAUUGUUUUCCUGGCACCCUAUGCAAAGCACACUGGCAUUGAUGAAUAUUCAGCUGCUUUCCUGCUUUCCAUCCUGGCUAUUGUGGACAUGGUAGCUCGCCCCACCACCGGCAUCGUUGCCAACAGCAAGUGGGUGAGGCCAAGGAUCCAGUACUUCUUCAGCUUCGCCAUCGCCUUCAACGGCGCCUGCCACCUCCUGUGCCCGCUGGCCUCCAGCUACACAGGCCUCGUUGUGUACUCCAGCUUCUUUGGGCUGGCCUUUGGCAUGGUGUGUGCCAUGCUCUUCGAGACGCUGAUGGACCUGGUGGGAGCUGCCCGCUUCACGAGCGCCGUCGGCCUCGUCACCAUCGCCGAGUGCUGCACGAUACUGCUGGGACCCCCCAUUGGAGGAAUUCUUAUUGAUACCUUUGGAGACUAUAAAUAUAUGUUCAUUAAAUGUGGAGCUGUGAUGGUCCUGGCAGGAGCCUUUCUGUUCAUCAUGAAUUAUUAUAAUUAUCGUAUGCUUGCCAAGGAGGAGAAGGAAAGAAAGGCAAAAGAAGAGGAUCCUAAAGCUGUAAGGACAGAAAAUGAAGGCAAAAAAAACUGGAACAAAGACUCCACACAGGAUGGACCUGAGCUGGAACCUUUAAAAGAGAAGGGAGAAGGAUUAAAGAAGGAAAUAAAUGGCACAAAUGAAGUUUAAACCUGUUCUCAUGGCUGAAUGGGAAAUGACUUCUGGGUUGUACAAGUGAGCACUAGCUCUGAAAUCACACUAGUUUUUAAAAUUUUACUCUAUUCUCUGCCAUGGGCAUCCUCUUCUUUGUUGUAGAAGACUAGAACAGAAACAAGACCUGAUUCUUACAAACUGCUGGGACACUGCAGUAUCCACUUGCAUACCAAAGGUCCUGUGAGAUUUUCCUUUAGCUAUUCCCCAUUUCCCAAAGAAAAGGGAAAUGGGAUGCUUUGCAGGGGGCCAGGACGAGGCUGGAAUGAGACAGGAGUCCUUCUUCAGGUGUUUGGUCUGUGCAGGGCAGAAAUUAAGUCUCAAGCUUAACCCUUGAUCUACAUUCCAACAGUGCAAAUUUAAUUUUUCCCUAGGAGGUUACAAAGUGCUUAUUAUCCAAUUUCUGAGUGCCUCACCAUUUCUAGUGAGCUUUUUCUUUGCAACACCCUGGUGAGACAGUAAGUGUUGCCACUAUUAAUUAAUUGUACAAAUGAAGAACUGAAGCACAGAGGAGCUUUGGGCAUCAUUGCAUCAGUGAAUAAAGCUUAGGCCUGCCAGAGCUGAAAUGGAAUCCACUGCCCUGAGAUGCCUAAAAGCCUUGCUGAGCCCAGGUAUCCCCUUGCUAGAAAAAGGGGAUACAAUGGAUAGCAGUGCACUGAACCUGUGUACAGUGCACUCUGCUCACUGUGUGCCUCACCCUACUCACACUAAUCACAAUUAGUGAUUUUGAACACUGUCUCAGAGCUGGGACCUCGUGCCAGACUUUUUUUUAACCUGUUUCAGUUGCAUCCAUCCUGGAGGGAUGCCAAACCCAGCUGCCUCCCCCUUGUUUGGGGUGGAGGGGCACCUCCCUGCUGCUGGCACUGCAGUACCUGCUGGCCUCAUGCCACCCUGCUGCACAAAGUGAAGUUUGCCAGGUCAGUGAUGCAGAGGGGGAGCUGAGAUCAGACAGGAGGCUCAAAUCCUGUGGUGAUAAUUUUGAUCUGGGAAGAUUUGCACUCUAAAGUAUUUUAUACCAAGCAGCCGUUGCCCAAGAGACGUGGAUGCUGAGCAUGGCAUCACGCACUUGAAUCAUCAGACUUCUGUGGAAUUUCAUGGAUUUGAUUAGAUAAAAACAAGGGCUUUUCAGGCAGAUCAACCAAAUCCAAAGCUAAAACUUGUCCAAAAGCUAGUUCUCCUUUUUCUUUGUUUCAAUGUGGUCAGAUCAUAUUUUUUCAUGGCUUUGUCUUCAAAGAAAUGUAUUUUCUUGUCACUUGUGUACACAAUAUGAAGAAAGGCUUGUAAAAAUACUUUCAUAAAUACACUGUACUCUUAAAAUUAGGUCAUUCUGGUCUUCUUGUACAAAACCUUUUCUGUGAAUUCCUUUGUUUCUUUGAAGAAUAGUGAUCUUUGACUUCAGCAGGACUUAAAUUUUAGCCUUAUGUCAUAACUUGUAUUUUCUCUGAAAAAAACAAAAUCUAUACAAGAUAAUUAGGCCUUCAGUGCUUGUUUUUAAUACCCUUCAUUUCUGUCAAAUCCAUCUGUGAUAUUUCAUUUAAAAAGGCAUUAAUAGAAGGUCAUGAAUAUUUUCCAGUAUGCCUUCUGUCACAUACUGUCAUAUACUUAAUAAAACCAUUUAAAAUAAUUAAA